GGGUUUCCAAUUCUUUCUAAGAAACAUUUUGCGCGCUCGUCACAGAGGGGCAAUUUCAUCGGAGCGCUCAUGAGCUACGAACGAAUCUCAGACAGUAAGAGACGUGGAAGUUCGAGUAGCAGUGAAUUUGCAGAAGACGAUAAAGAAGUUCCUUUGCCGUGCAAAAUACCUCUGCUGAAAAUGGCUGAGAGCAAUGCAAACUUCGACGGUCCUUCCCUUGCCACUACUGGAUCCAUUGACAUGGAUUUCUUAGCUACCAUUGCCCCUCCUGUGGUCACUCAGCCACAGGCCUUCACAGAUGCAAUGUUGGAUCCAGUUUCCAGAGGCCUUAUGACAUCAUUAACCACCAAACACAUGAGUGGAGCAACUCUUCAAAGGACAUUGCGGCAUAGUGCGGAUCAGCUUCAACGCACUGUUCAGGGCCAAUUUGUGUCUCUUAAGGGAAAUAUGAGUUAUAGAGAUCUCUUGGCAGGACUGAUCUAUGAAGGGGAAAGUUUUCAAGCUCUGAAUCAGUUCACUUUCAUGAACUACACGCAUGUGCAGUUCUCUGAUGAAAAUUUCAAGCAUGUUAGCCAGAGAAGUGGUGGCAUUUGCCUUUUAACAAACAAGAGAAUUCUCUUUUUGUCUUCACAACUUGCUGUGGGCACAUCCCUGAUAGAGUGGGGUGAUGCAAAGAAGCUGCCAGGAGGAUACAGCAUUCAGACGUCAUGCAAUGAUACCACUUAUUACCUCCCAAUCCCAUUGCGUUGUCUACGAAGUGUAGAGAUGCGUGGGGAGACAGGUGUGCGUGGAGAGAUAACAGUCCAUGGAAAUCCCCCUUGUUGCUUUGGGUGGUGUGGACUUUGUGGGUUGACCUGUUGCCAGGAUUCAAACUUAAUGAAGCAGUGGGACACAAAACCUGUGACUCGCUCACAGGUGCAAGAGAUGCGAGUCACCCUUGGUGUCCUGAUGCCACCAUGGGAACGCAAGAUGUUUCUCGACGUUCACAUUGACCCUAAUGUGCCCUUGCCAGUAACUAGAGAUUUUGUGGCCUUGCUGCAAAAAAAUUCCCCAUCACUCAGCUGAAUGAUCACUGGUGAUUGAUUUUCUGCUUGGACAUAAUCACCAAAUGAAGAUAAAGAAGAAUACAAGAAUUAAUUUCUCUAAAACGUUGUCAUUAGACAUUUAAUGUGACUAUAGUUUGAAUAUGUUGUGAAGGUCUUUUUAGUUUGUUGUUUCAAGAAAAGAAAUGUUGAUGCUUUCACCCUAAGGGGAGUUUUACCCACUAGCUUUCUCAUGUUUGGAGUGCCUAUAGCUCCAAGGCAGUAACACUUAUUUUCAAUUGUAAAACAUUACAUCAUUAGAAUAUUUGCCAAUGCAAUUGGCAAAUAACCACAAUGUAAGUUAAGUACAUGCACAUUGUACAUGGAUUAAUUUUACUAACAGUAUCUGCAGAAGAUAGUAUGGUUAGGUAACUUUCAAUGAUUUUCAAACAGAUCUGUGGCAUAAUUUAAUGUUUUUCUAUAAGAAUUUGUUUUGCUUCAAGCAAGUAACACCAAGUCUCAAGUUGUAACAGCUUGAAAAAAGUAAGCAUUCAUGAGUGAGAAGGCUGGAGAUGGUAGAAACAAUAAAAAUGUUUUAUCUAAUUAUCUUGGUUAUCUUUUAGAUGAGAAUUAAGUGGUACCCAGCACAAACUAAAUUAUUAGUAUUAAAACACCUUGUUAAAUUACAUGCCAGGCUAUUUUCCCAACAUGUCAUAAACUGAUUUUUUUACAUGUAAACAUAAGUUCAGACAUGAAUUUCCAGGCAUGUAUAUAGAAGCUAAUUUUCCACUGUUGUUGAAUAGUUUUAUGACAAGUUAAUUGUUCUUAGAAUUUUUGGAGUACAGAAACAAAGUUAUGUUGUGAUAAUAAAAGAUAUAUGAUUAAAGGUG
Molecule: messenger RNA, 1912 nt
Organism: Pocillopora verrucosa
Lineage: Eukaryota; Metazoa; Cnidaria; Anthozoa; Scleractinia; Pocilloporidae
Source: RefSeq, a predicted model, not a curated record